GGCUUGUCCAAGGAGUACAAGAAGGAGUCGACCGCUGCUAGAGUCCUCGGUGCUGGUUCCGCUGGUAUCGCCGAGCUCGCCGUCUUCCACCCCGUCGACACCAUCGCCAAACGUCUCAUGAGCAACCAGGGCAAGAUUGUCGGCAUGACCCAGUUCAACUCGGUCAUCUUCAAGGACAAGGCCACUGCUCCCGUUGGCACUCGCUUCUUCUCGCUCUUCCCCGGUCUCGGCUAUGCCGCCGCCUACAAGGUCAUGCAGCGUGUCUACAAGUACGGUGGUCAGCCCUUCAUGCGCGACUACCUGGCCAAGAACCACGGCGAUCUCUUCUACAACACUUUCGGCAAGAGCAACGGCAAGGCUAUCAUGCACGCCACUGCUGGCAGUCUGAUCGGUAUUGGUGAGAUUGUCAUUCUCCCUCUCGACGUCCUCAAGAUCAAGCGUCAAACAAACCCCGAGGCUUUCCGCGGUCGCGGUCUCUUCAGAAUUAUCGCCGACGAGGGCUUCGGUCUCUACAGAGGUUGGGGCUGGACUGCCGCCCGUAACGCUCCUGGUUCUUUCGCUCUCUUCGGUGGUAGCGCUGCUGCCAAGGAAUACUUCUUCAAGCUCUCCGACUACAACAGUGCCACCUGGUUCCAGAACUUCAUCGCAUCCAUCGCCGGUGCCUCUGCUUCGCUCAUCGUCUCGGCGCCUCUCGAUGUCGUCAAGACCCGUAUCCAGAACCGCAACUUCGAGGCCAAGGAGUCUGGUUUCCGCAUCAUCUCCAACAUGGCCAAGCACGAGGGCAUGACUUCCUUCUUCAAGGGUCUUACUCCCAAGCUCCUGAUGACUGGUCCCAAGCUCGUUUUCAGUUUCUGGCUGGCUCAGACUCUUAUUCCUGCUUUCAACAAGAUGCUC
This is a messenger RNA of Aureobasidium vineae, 894 nucleotides long. The record is from the annotation of a GenBank genome assembly. NCBI's taxonomy places the organism in Eukaryota, Fungi, Ascomycota, Dothideomycetes, Dothideales, Saccotheciaceae.